Messenger RNA from Rhodamnia argentea, 673 nucleotides. Its product is annotated as kinetochore-associated protein KNL-2 homolog. Bases 26 to 673 code for a protein of 215 amino acids. NCBI's taxonomy places the organism in Eukaryota, Viridiplantae, Streptophyta, Magnoliopsida, Myrtales, Myrtaceae. The record is from RefSeq and is a predicted model, not a curated record. The transcript is spliced from 6 exons.
AGGAUGUACGUAUGAUGAUGAUGGUAUGUUGAAACUGCAGCACCAGGCAACGGUCGCUCGGUCUUUGCCUUCGCUUCCUUCCAUGGCGUCGACCUCCGACCCGUCAAGAUCACCCGGCAACAAUGACUUCUCGGCGUCUCGCUUCAAAAAAACAGUUUGUCUCUACGAUUGGUGGUUGACGCAAGCUGCAGAUGAUUCUCAGGAAAAAACCCUUGCUGUUUCUGGCUUCGUUUCACCCAAGCAACAAUCUGUUCAACAAGUGGUUCGGGUGUUCAAGUCAGCUCCGAUCACUAAAAGAUAUGAUUUUUCAACUCUUGAAACGGCGAAUGGUGUUUGUGUUGUGGUGUCUGGGUUGAUAAAUAAGUCGCGUACUACAGAAAGUGGCUUCUCAUCUGAGAUUUUCAACAAUUUUGUGUUUGGAUUUCCUCCUAAUUGGGAAGAUUGUGCUUCAAAAUGCUUGGAGAAAGAAUUGAAGAUAGUUUCAAGACCAGGAGAGGAAUCUGUCUAUUUAUCAACAACGAGAGGUGGGAAUAGAAAAAGUGAAAUACAUGCAGAUAACUCGAUUAGGAAUGCACCUAUUGUUACCAGCAAAAGAGUUACCAGAUCGGGAAGCAAAUAUUCUGCUCUAUCAGGUUCAAUAGGUAUACCUGCAUGUCUACUUUGCCUGAAUUAA